Messenger RNA from Clunio marinus, 279 nucleotides. Lineage: Eukaryota; Metazoa; Arthropoda; Insecta; Diptera; Chironomidae. The record is from the annotation of a GenBank genome assembly.
AUGUUUAGAAUUCCUGGGAUUGCUUCAGAACUUCAAGAAUAUAUCCAUCUGGUGUUACACGCUAGACAAGCUUAUCUGUUGAAAGAAGACUGUUGUGCAUCCUAUACUAGUUUAUCCUGCAUUCUAAGUGAAAACAAGAGAAUAAAAACCAAAUAUCAACAAAGAACCAUGACUGAGAUUUUACUGGAGCAGCUAACAACAUUAGAUUUGACUUCCUUCCCACUCACUCCUCCAUAUCUGUCGAGCGAGUGGGAGAAUAAAACGAAAAUAGAAGAAUGA